ACAUUGACAAGCAGCUGUUGUUUCGUGUUAGUGCUCACGUGGAGAGCUUUGCAGAGUCACGUUUGCUACAAAAACAGACAAUUUCUGUCAAUUUUACCACAAUGGAGCCCGUCAUAAAAAUAAAUCCAGGAGCCACGAAGUGGGACAUCCGUGAGAAAGUUUGGGACUACAUUGAAGAAAAGAACCUGGCCAACUUCCCGAGGCCUGUUCACAACAGAAUCCCAAACUUCAAGGGUGCAAUUCAAGCGUGCGACAGGCUGGCUGAGCUGCAGGAGUUCAGGUCCAGCCAGACAGUCAAAGUAAACCCAGACAGACCCCAGCAGCAGGCACGCUUUGUCACUUUGGAAGCCCAGAAAACCUUACUUGUUCCGACUCCUCGUCUUCGCACUGGUCUUUUCAAUAAGAUCACUCCUCCCCAGGGGGCCAGCAAAGAACAGCUGCGCGUUUGCUCCUCCUCACAGGGUGUGAGGGACUUCAGUGUGCCCGUUGGCCUGGAUGCGAAGGUGCUGGUGGACCUGGUGGUGGUUGGCUCUGUGGCCGUGUCAGAGAAAGGUUGUAGGAUUGGAAAGGGGGAGGGCUUUGCUGACAUGGAGUAUGCCAUGAUGGUUUCGAUGGGAGCUGUGAACGAGUCCACUGUGGUAGUUACUGUUGUCCAUGACUGCCAGGUGAUGGAUAUUCCAGAGGAGCUCAUGGGUAGUCAUGAUCUGACUGUUGACUACAUCCUCACACCCACCAGAGUUAUUAAAACUAACUGCCAGUUACCUAAACCGCAAGGAAUCAUCUGGACUAAGCUGGACCCAGAAAAGCUGGAGAGGAUCCCCAUCCUAAAGAAGCUGCGUGCUCUGGAGGAAGAGGCUGGAAAGGAUGUGACACUUGGGGAGGCAUCGCCUACAGCAGACUAUGGUCUGCAGACCAAUCAACCAAGAAGGCAACCCAGGCAGAGGCCGAGGCGGAACGAUCGACGGGAGGGUGAGGGAGAGUCCAAACUAGAGAAAGGUGUGCAGGCAGAACAGAAACCCAGACAGCAAACAGCUAGAAUGAGGAAAAAUAGCAGGGGAGAAAGCAGAGGAGCUAAGGAAGGACAAGUUGAUAAAAUGGUACGGAGAAAAGGCAGGGAGACCAAAAAGGAGCAGGGUCCCGAGGACAGUGGAGAUGAAGCAGGGAGUCAGCGUUGGCUCUCUUCAAGCAUAACCACUGUUUACCUGGGAGGAAUCCCCGCCGGGCUGCGCGUUAGCGAGCUUAAGAGUGCUCUCAGAGAGAGGAAGGCAGCUCCACUGAGGCUCACUUGGCAGGGAGCUCAACACAGGGCCUUCCUGGACUACAGUGACCGUGAAGCUGCAGACCAGGCCCUGGAAGCUCUCCAGGGUCUCGAUCUGAACGGUUCCAGCCUGCAGGCUGAGCUGGCCAAGAGCCAGCGUGGAGGCAAGAGAUCCGGACAGUCCAACAGGAGGCAGAGACCAUCCCCGGCACCCCAGUCCAUGGUGACCCCACCAGAAGUGAAAAGUGACCCCGCUGAGAAGACUGAAGAGUAAAACAAACAAGGAAAACAAAAAAAUGAAAACGUUUGUUUUAAUGCAGACGUAAAGCCUUUAGUAGUAUUAAGUCUGUUUUGUAUUUGAAGUGGACCUCUGUUACAUAAAACAUUUAUGAAAUAUGUACGGUAACUUGAUUUAAAAUAUUAGGCGACAGCAAUACACAAAAUGUGGGUAUAUCUAAUUUAGUAUAAUCUCAAAUUAUUUCUUAUGAGAGCUUUGCGUCUCGCCUCGUGUAAGAGAACCUGCAUGUGCCUUGAUCUGUGUACACACCAACUGGUCCUGGUGUGCUAGUGGCCUUUCUUCUUCAUGGUAAUCACAUGACACACUGCAGUCGUUUCUCUUUGCAGUUUUUGGUUUAAUACUGUUUGUUAUAAUUCAGGGGUUGAAUAAGUAAUUUUCUAUAUUCAGCUCAUGGUCACCUCCUCGAGGAAGGUUGUGUUUUUAGAGUUGUUACUAAAAAAUUACCUCAUCUAUGGGCAAGAGAGUAGGUUCUUUUUUUUUUUUUUUUUUUGCAAAUGGCUCCACCGUGUGGCGAGUUAUACAACUGCAAAUCAGGAGCGUAAAUCCUGGCACUAAAAGUUGAGCAUUUUUCAGUUUUGUAACUAGUUCUGAGUCCCUGUCGGCUGAUGUUUUCCAGUCCUGCUCCAUGGUGCCCACUGCCUCACAUGUUUUAGAUGCUUCUCUGCUGCCGUGCACCUGAUUUGAAUAAAAGGAUUGCAUCAUCAGCUUGUCAUCAAGGUCUGGGUAAAUCUGUUGAUGAGCCAUUAAUUUGAUCCAGGUGUGUGAGAGCUGUUAAAUAUCCGCAGCAAAACCAGCAGGGGAGUCGUACCUGAGGCACUGGGACACACUGAUCCAGGCCCAUACUGUUCUUCAUCACACAGGUCUUCAUAUUUUUUGCACCAUUUUUACGAAAUUUUUUCGAUUUUAUAAAAUUUGGGUGACUGAUUUUAUUUUUUAUUAUUACAUUGUCAAGAAGUGAAAUUGACCAGCUGAUACGUGUAUCCCAUGUGUUUUUUUUGUUUAGUUUUUUUUUAAUACAUUUUCUGUAUCUCAUAUAUAUAUAUAUAUAUAUAUAUAUAUAUAUAUAUAUAUAUAUAUAUAUAUAUAUAUAUAAUGAUGCUAUGAAGACACUGGAACAUGCUGGCAAUAUCAGUCCAUAUAUAAGCUACAACGAUAUAGUGGAUUUGAAACAUCAGAAUUUGACCAAGAUUAUUUCAACUUACUUGUACAAUUUAUCGUUCUAUGUGGUACAGGACUCAGUCAUUUUCUCUUUUAUGCGUGUUAGUAAAGAAAAGAAACUGUAAACAUAUUGUGUUGCCAUAAGCUAUAGCUCCUUGUGUCAGCUUUUUUUUUUCUUGUCUUAUUUUCUUUUGAGUAUUUUGGAAAAGAUUGUUGCUCAUCUGAAUUGUAACGUUAUUACUAUUGUUAUUUUUGAUUGUGUUUGGUAUGUUGACAACUGUUUACUAAAAUGUUUGUACUUGUUCA
Molecule: messenger RNA, 3020 nt
Organism: Cololabis saira (Pacific saury)
Lineage: Eukaryota; Metazoa; Chordata; Actinopteri; Beloniformes; Belonidae
Gene: mthfsd
Product: methenyltetrahydrofolate synthetase domain containing
Exons: 8
Coding region: 102-1532 (476 amino acids)
Cellular component (GO): cytoplasm
Molecular function (GO): RNA binding
Source: RefSeq, a predicted model, not a curated record